AUGACAAGAUAUGUUAUUAAUACAAUUUUUCCUAAUGUUACUUAUCACAAUUAUAGGAAUUUAGAAAUUUUAAAUAUGGGCAAUUUUUCUUUAACAUCCAUUAAUGCUACUACACCUGCUAUGAUAUUAAAUGACGUGAGCACUAAUGUUCAUGUUGUUCAGAAAGAACGACCUAAUGCUAUAGUAGCAAAUAAUGUUGUUACAAGAAUAGGAGAAAAUUCAGUUAUUGUUGUUAAUAAAGAUCAAGAUGUAAUAAUGAAAAGAUAUAUAAAUAUUAACCCUUCAUCUAUUAUAUUGAGCAACUAG
This is a messenger RNA of Plasmodium gallinaceum, 306 nucleotides long. RefSeq lists its product as hypothetical. The record is from RefSeq and is a predicted model, not a curated record. Bases 1 to 306 code for a protein of 101 amino acids. The transcript has a single exon. Lineage: Eukaryota; Apicomplexa; Aconoidasida; Haemosporida; Plasmodiidae.